Equus caballus (horse) is the source of this 1086-nucleotide messenger RNA. RefSeq names its product DET1 and DDB1 associated 1 (gene DDA1). The record is from RefSeq and is a predicted model, not a curated record. NCBI's taxonomy places the organism in Eukaryota, Metazoa, Chordata, Mammalia, Perissodactyla, Equidae. Gene Ontology annotation, biological process: positive regulation of proteasomal ubiquitin-dependent protein catabolic process. Gene Ontology annotation, cellular component: Cul4-RING E3 ubiquitin ligase complex.
AGCCGGAUCUGGCCAAUGGGGGCGCGCAGAGCCGCAUAUCCUGAGGGCGGGGCUCGAGGGCGGGCCAAUGACGGGAGGGUGACCGUGCCAUCAGUGUUGGCUGUGCUGUGGCUGGAAGUUACUGUGCGGCGGCGGCUAAGAGGGCGGCUGUGGUGGCGGCGGCGGCGGCUCAGGCGGUGGCUGAGGCAGCGACGGAGGAAACAGAAGAUGGCAGAUUUUUUGAAAGGACUGCCUGUCUACAACAAAAGCAAUUUUAGUCGAUUUCAUGCCGACUCCGUGUGCAAAGCGUCGAACCGACGCCCCUCAGUCUACCUGCCCACGCGGGAAUACCCGUCAGAACAGAUCAUUGUGACAGAAAAAACAAACAUCCUUUUGCGCUACCUACAUCAGCAAUGGGACAAAAAGAACGCCGCCAAGAAGAGAGACCAGGAACAAGUGGAUCUGGAGGGGGAGAGCUCGGCGCCCCCCCGCAAGGUUGCCCGGACCGACAGCCCGGACAUGCACGAGGACACUUAAGACUCAUGCUCCCCACAGGCGCCUCCUGUCUUGUCUGCUCCUCGCCCGCCCGCUGUGUAAGCGCCCCCGCCUGCCCCGCCAGCCCACACCCCGCCGUCCACACCACUUCCAACCUCAUAGGAGCCGAUGUAUUUAUUUUCCUUGAGUUUUUAUUUAUGCUGUAAAAUGUACCAAGUGAUGGUUAAAGGGGACGUCAGACCCAGUAGUGUGAUGUUGGUAGAUGCUUUUUGAAAAUAACAUUGUUAUUUACCUCCCCUGCCCUGCUCCCCCGCCUCCCGCCCCCCAGUCCUCCUCCUCCGGAGAACCAGAGCGUGUCUGCGAGGGUCCAGAGCCGGGCCCUGCUGCAGCCGGCAGGGGAGGGGGCGCUUCUCCCUGCUGCCCCCUGCUGGUCCGGGCCUUAAAGACUUGGCCUUGUCUCACCUUCUACCGGGACCUAUUCUGUGCCCAGACCUUGCUCUGAGCGUGCGCCGGGGGAGAAGUCAGCCCUUCUGGAUCUUUCUCUUAAGUCAUUUUAUCAUGGACUAGUGCGUGCUCCGUGUCCACCCCAAUAAAAGGAUCUUUCCUAGUCGA